AUGCAUGGUGCCGAUAUUCCCAGCGGGAGUAGCUGGAGCAGGAGCGGCAGCGCCGGACUCAGCCCCAGCCCCGGAGCGGCUCCUGCCGCCCGCAGUGAUCCAGCCCUGCUCAUUCGGCCCGGGGGUGUGGGUACCGAGGAGGGGGAGGCGGGCGCUGCCUGGUCCGGAGGGCGCGGUGGCCUCGGGGGUGCCGGGGCAGGGGCGGCUCUGCGCAGAGCUGGGACCGGAGUACUCCGGGGCUGCGGAGCCUCCCCGCCUGCCCGCCAGGGGGCACUGCGCUCGCCGUUCCUGCACGCCAGGGGACGGGCGGCACUGACAAGGCGGCGGCGGCGGGGCCAGGCCCGGGCCCGGCACCUGCGGUCCCCGCGCCCUGCCCACUUCCUGCUUUGGCGAGCCACCGCCCUUCUCCCAGCACCGGCACGGCACUGGCACAGCCCCAUCUCCCUGUGGCAGCAGCGGGACUGCGCCCGGAACCCCGGAGGGACCCCUAUCACGAACCAGCGGAAGCAGGAGUGGCAGUGCCGGGCUCAACCCCAGAGCCCAUCCUGGAGCAGCUCCUCCCGCCUGCGGCGAUCCCAGUCCUCAUCCCAGCUCAAAUCCCGCAUCCUGCCCGCCGAAGGGGAAGCGGCUCCGCCCGGGACCCCCGGGGGACACCGUCGGGACCCGGACGCGGCUCUCCGGGGCCGGAUCCUGGGGUCGGCCCCAUCUCAGCACCUCGGGCUCCGCACAGUGCUCCGAGCAACGAUCCGGCCGCACCCUGGGCUGAGAUACACUGCGCUAAGAGGAGCAGCCGCGGACCCGCCGGAAUUUCUGGGUGGGGCGGGGCCGGCUCAGUGGCAUUUAUGGCUGAGCAGUUCAGAACAAGGCUUGAGCAGACAGGACUGGAGAAUCAACACCAAGCAACAACCCCUGUGCUUGGCAGGGGCCUGGAGCAUCCCAGUCUAGACUCUGGGCUUCAAGUACUUGCUUCUACUGCAGUUAAUCUGGCAUGGGAACUGGUAAAUCACAAACCAGACAAGGAGACACUUCCUGAAACAAAUAAAAUCCAGCUGCAGCUAAGCCCAUGGCCAUGUUUAAAAACCCUUCAGCAUAAAAACCCUUGGAAAAGCAAAGGUGAUGCCUGGUGACCUGGAGCUCCAGGGGACUGAGGGGAAUGUGGGCAACAAGCCAGCAAACAGCUUUUACUGCUUCUCACUGCAGCAAUGGCAGCUCCAUUGGAAUUUCACACUCAGCAUCUCUUCCAUGCUCAACAAGCCAACAAAAGGCACUCCAAAAUUCAGACUUUUCUAGUGCUGAGCUUUACAUGAUCCUUUGGGCAGAAGGAAUCUUCGAGACUGUCCCACACCUUAACAUCCCACUUGCUCUUUUUGGCACAGUGGACCAGUUCACUAUCCCUUCCUUCUGAAAGGAUCUUUCUGAAGCCAGAACAUACCCAGCUUUGCUUUCCCCUUAAAUACUCUUUUCCCUGCACAAGUAAGACUGUUCCAGUGCUUGGCAAGUAACAGCUGAAGAAUCCAAGCCAAGAGCCUGCCUGGGAUGAAGGAAUGUGCAUGCCCACAGGAAGAGCAUCCCAAACCUCUCACUGCUGACCGUUCGCUUCUAACCAUGGCUCCAAUGGCACCAGAACUGUCCCUGCAGGCAGAAACGCAGCCUUGGGAACACCAUGAGCUGUCUCCAAUGUACCACUGGGCUCGGAGAAGCAGUGAACAAACCAGCAGCUCACAGGGAAAUCAGGGGCACCUCCUGAGCCAACAGCAGCUGGGAGAAAGGCAUGGACGCAGCAUCUCACCAAAACUAUGGCAAAAGAAAUGCCAACAACUCAAGAAUCACUGCAGUGUUGAUUUACUGAAACAAAAGUGUUAUAAAUGCAAAGGCAAAAUCGAGGUUAAAUAAAAAGAGUAAUUUAUUAUAACACAAUUUCAAUAAAGAACAAAUGACGGAAAAAAAACACAAUAAAAUAGGCAGC
Molecule: messenger RNA, 1966 nt
Organism: Parus major (Great Tit)
Lineage: Eukaryota; Metazoa; Chordata; Aves; Passeriformes; Paridae
Exons: 3
Coding region: 1-945 (314 amino acids)
Source: RefSeq, a predicted model, not a curated record